CCGUGAUAGUGAUAAACCAAAUCUUCUCUCUUGUCUUAAAAUUAAUUGUAAUAUUAAUUAAUUUAAAAAACAUAAUAUUGUUUAAAGUUUUUAAUUAGUGUUUACCAUGUAUAUGACUAUGGCUACGGACAUGGACGUCGAUGGUUCUAAAUCAGUACCAGUACCAUGCCUUAGCCUUAACUUAUCAAUUUUAAAAUGACGAAAUUUACAAAAAAUGUAAAUUAUUGCAAUCCUUCGCCGAAUUCGUCAAUCCCAACAAUGAACUCAGAAAAUAGUUUUGUUUUUGUUUUUUUAAAGUAAUUUAUUUAAAUAAAUUAAAAUUCGAGACUGCUACUGACUGACUACUGCUACCAGUACCAGCCACAAUAUAUUAUUAAAUCAUGCAUGUUGUCAUGCAUAUUACUUUAUUUUCAUACAGUGUGAUACAAUACAGUUACUAUGCUAUGAGUUGCUGACUUUCAUUGCCCGUAUAUAAAAAAAUAAAAGGGCUUAUCUUGUUGGAGUCAAAGGCUUACACUAUUUACACUUACAAUUUUAAUUACGGUAAUUAUAUUCGAUUAUUGAUUAUAAAUCAUUGCUGAGUUAAGAAUUUUAUAAAAGAAAUAAUUAAUUAGGCCAAAUACUAUUACUUACCGAUUUUACUAUUACUAUAUUAUAUUAUAUUAACUUUUUAAGAAUUAUCCGGUACUAACAAAUAUUAUAAUGCAAUUAACCCUUUCGGGACGGAGCCUUUUCGUCGUGUCUGUGCCAAAAAAGACGGAGCACUUUUUGCGAGCUCGGCACUCGCAUUGCAAAAAAAUUUAUGAAAAAAUUAACUAUUUCCUUUAAAUAUAUAUAACCAGAAAUAUAAUAUAUAUACUCAUGAAGAAAAUUGAAUGAACUAAUAUAAUCUUUGUGAAUCAAACUUACAUCUCAGCAUUUAUGCAAAUGAGCUAUCCUGAUUUGCAUAAUUUAUGUGUGUAAUUUUUUAAUGAACUUAAAAUAAACAUGACUUAUUUGUAACAAUUGUGUGAAUUUUUUGAUGAAUGAAGCCUGAAUAAAUCCUAACAGUUGUGUCAUUGGGAAACAAGGCCAGUUGAGGCCCUUCAGACAGCCCUGGCACAUGGUCAUGAAGGUUCUACUCCUUUUCCUGCCCCUGGCUAUUUUUCAGUUGCUACAGACACUCACUGUAACGGUAACAGGCCCCCAUUUAUGAUCCAGGGACCUUCUCUUAAGCUGGGUAUUACUGACAAAAUUGUCUGCAAAUCUAUUGGUCUCUCUCAUAAACAUUUGAGUGAUAUUUAGUGUAAAAAAUAGGAUAAAGUACUCAAAUGGGGUGCUUCUGCCUUAUUUAUUGAACCUAUGUGUUGUCUAAAAAUUCAGAGGGGUCAUCUCUAUCCAGUUGAGGACCCCAAAUAGCCUAAUACUGAACCAAGGCUUCACAACAUUGGGAAAAACAUUAAAAUUUUGAUAGUCUAUUAAAAUUUUGAUAGUCUUCAUUGCUUUCCUGGAUGUUUUUAUUAGUGUCAGAUCCAUUGCUAGAAUAUUAUAAUCACUAGGAUAGUUUGAUCAGUGUCACUUUCAGAUAUUUUUGAAUUUUAUAAUAUUUGCCACACACAAAAAAAUUACUCCUGAACACAGCAAAAGCUAGUUAUCUAUCAAAACUGGCCGCCAUUACAAUGCAAUGUGCAGGAACAUGUAAGAAGCAAUCUAAUUCGCUGGUACGAAGACUAGCCAGCCAAUCUUAAGACUUGAAUUAUCGGGCCGAUAGUUCGGACAGCCGUCUUUUUCUAUAUUCCACCCUGGGCCGAUCCCCUCCCAAGAGGAUUAAUUUUUAGGAUGCGGCUAUCCGGACUCGGGAUUCAGAGUAAGAGGUUGGGUUUAUUAAAAAAUAUUAAAAAUAUUAUUGUUGGGUUUAAGAGACAAAAUUUGUUAUCAAAUGAAAGAUAAUUGAAUGGACUAUAAGUUUAAAAAUGUACUUCUUCAGUUUAACUUUAGUUGGUUUUUUUUUCAGCAUCCCUUGAUUUCAACACUUAUUCAAUAAAAUAAAUUUGAGCAUUAUUGUUCUUUGUAAUAUGUUAAUAUGUAUUUUGAAUUUUUAGUUUUUAGUGUUUUCCUUUAAACAAUCCUGGUCCUGGGUCUUCUAAUACUACCCCCUGACACUGCCUCCUGCACCCCUCUAACUCUAGCAAAGUAAGAGUAAGGGCUAGGGUUGUGAGCACACCCUGGUCUAGGAUAAUAGGCCUAUAUUUAUAUUUAUUAAUACUUGAUAGCUAGAAAAGAUCUUUUAAAAUUAUGCUAUAACUUUAGUAGGCCUAAACUGUUUACUUAACCAACUAAUUUACUAAAUAAUUAAAGAAACUAUUCCAUUAUUAGCCUCUAAUGUUUUAAUAUAAGUUAAGAAUAAAUCAUUUAUAUACUGUAAUGUCACAUGUGAGUGUGUUUAUAAUUAUACAAAUUAUAUACUACUGGUCUUAAAAGGCUAUAGUCAUUAUAGUAGCUAUAAGUUAUACACAAUACAUAGUUAAGAUAGGCCAUUACUGACCAUGCUAUACUAUACUACUAUUAAUACAGAUACUAGCUUACUCACGUACUGACACUGGGAAGAUAUAUUAUGAAGGUGUCUCAAUUGUGUGUUUCUGAUGAGAGAGGUGGCCCCUAAUAUGAUAACCUACUAAUAUUUAGUUAAUAAUUAACCAAGACUAAGUCUUAAGUACUUUUAUUUAUAAUUUUAAAGACAACAAGUUACAGAGAAUUUCAACAUUUUAAAUAUUUAUUUGUUCUUAGCAUUCACAGUGUGACCUCAAUCCUUAGCCAAAUGAAGUUUAAAACUGUCAGAGAGGGAGAGCAAGCUGUAAUUUUAAACCAUCUUGGUCGAGGGAAACUCAUUGUUGGACCUAAGAGGGUACUAAAAUUUAAGAAGGAAUUUGAUUUGAUUAUUAAUUCUGUGCCAUUAUUAUUUGAUCUCAAACUCAAAUUGAACUAUGAAUUCUAAUAAUAGUAAGUAAGACUACACCAAUAAAAAUUAAAAUACUUUCAGUAUUUUGAAGUACAUACUACAAGUUUAAUUAAAAUAAAAUGAUCAAUAUUCUGUGAUGACAAAAUAUGAAUUAAUUCAAUGAUUAAGGAGUAUUUUAAAAGAUACAGGAUACCAUUAAAUAAUGAUAAAUUGAUGAGGAAAAAAGUAUCAAUCAAAAUAUGGAUUUGGAGGAGUUCUAUUUUGGCAAAAAAAACAACAACAUAUACUGCAAAUGCUGAAAGGCUUGAAACGGCUCUUAUUAUAUUUAUUUGUUAAUCUUACAUAGCAGCAAUUUUGAAUGCAAUUUCAAACAACUUAUUUUGUUCAAUUUGACACAGGUUUUUCUAUUCAGGGAACGAUUUCAUCAAUUGAAAUCACACACUGCAGAUAAGUAUGCCUACAUUCAGAUUCAAGAGAAUAAUGGCUCCAUCAUUAACAAACCUGGGUAUGUCAAUGGUCCUUCUGUGAAUCAACCUUUUUCAGAUGUAAUAAAAUAAGAUGCAUAUUCUUAUAAUCUCGCGAAGACGGAAGGAUGCCAUAUUCUUAUAAUAAAAAAAAACGAAAAAAUAAAUGAUAAGUAGUCAGCAAAUCACACUCGUGUUAUUAAAAUUAAAUAAUUUUGAAUUAGCCUGUCUUUAAUUUAUCUCAGAUAUAAACUUCUUCUAAUGCAGUCCUUGUCAAGUGUUUCACAACCACUUGGAAUUCCGCAAUUGUGAGAAGAAGCAUGCUCAAUGCAUUGAUGCCAAUCACCUUUUGGUAGUUUACAAGAGACUCAAAGGGGGUGAAGCUCAAAGAAGAAUUAUUCCUGGACCUGCUGUAUUCAUUCCUGAAGCAGAAGAAUGGUAAAUGUAAAUUUUUAUGAUCAUUGACUCUAAACUUUAAAAUAAUGCUAUAUAUUUCAUGGGAUUGGUGAAGGAUUGAUAUACUAUUUUUUUUUUAAGUUUUAAAAUUAAAAAAAAAAGUUUUUAUGUCUUCCAAAUUCAAUAUAAUAAAUUAUGCUAUUCAGGCCCCAUGAGUUUCAGUGGCAUGGGACUGAUCCUGCUAAUAAAACAAGAAUGGUCCCUGGACUUAACAAAUUCAUCCAGCUGCCUAUUAUACCAGACAAUUUCUACUACAAUGUAAAGUAUUUUUUAAUAUUUCUGUGAUAUAAGCAGUUUAGGUGCAAAGAAAAACUAAAAGAAAUGCUAAGUCCAUGUUAACAUCUUUUCCUUAAUAUCACUUUAACUUUAACUAAUCAUUUAUAGUAGCACUAUCCACAAUAUUGAGUUAAACUAUUUUUUUCUUAAAGUUAUAGACCAGAUUAUGCUUUUAAAAAACAAUGUAGAGGAUUUAUUAUAAAUUUUUUAAUGCGUUUGAGCAAGGUUAGUAAUAUCAACAUAUGAAGAAGAAAAACUUUAAGAUAGUUUAUGCACUUGUAAUUGUAUCAAAAGAUUCUGUAAAAAACUAUUAUUGCUUCCAGGUGAACGAAGUGAGAACUAAUGAUGAUACAAUGUUGACAGUAAAGGUGAUGCUGUUCUAUGAAAUUGUUGAUGUCCUGAAAAUGGUAGGGCAUUUUUUAAAAAAUUUUUAGUGAAUACUCAACAUGUCCUUAAAGAUCAAAGUACAGAUAUUUAAUUUUUGCACCAGCCUCAUCUCUCCUUUAGAAAUUAAAAAAAAAAUAUCUAACACUGAUUUUUUUUAGAGUGAAUCUGUCUCAAUAAAUUAUUUUUAAAUGAUCAUGCCCAAUCUGUUCAUCUUUAUGUUUGAGGAUUAAGAAAAAAGAAUUCAAAAAUUAGUUCAGUGUUCUCAAUCCUCAGCUUGAUGUAACCCAUGACCCCAUAGCUGAUUUGAUCAAGUGAGUUUUUAAACAAUUUUUUUUUCUGAGUUGGCUUUUGUUGCACUGUUUAUGUUAUAUACUAAAAUUAGCAGGUACUAUAUCUUUUAGUUUAAUCAAUUGUCAUUUUGUUUUUUUAAUUAAAAAUAUUUUAUCUCUGUGCAUUGUUCAACUGCUUAAUAUGUCAUAAUUUUUUUUCUACAGUGCUUUGUGUGCUGAUGUCAUAUCAUUUGUUGGACCUCUGACGUAAGUAUAUAUUAUAUGUGUGUGCCGGUAUCUGAAAAAUGUAUGAAUAUUUUUUUUUUAAAUGUGUACCGGUAGCAAUAAUGUUUAAUUUAACUGUAGUGAAAUUGUAUGUAAAUUACAUCCAAAUUCACAUAAGUUGCAAAAAUAAAGCAAAUAGUUAUUUGACACAUUAAUCAAAUCAGAAUUUGUAAUAAACCAAAAUUGUAUGAGUGAUAAUUUUGCAAUAGUUCUGAUAAAGAUAUAUUGUUUACUUUGUCACUGCACAGUUAUGAACAGUUCAUAGAAAAGACAAGUCUAAUAAGUGACCUUGACACCUAUCCUCAACUGCAGCAUAGAGCAGACAGGGUGGGGUUUAAAGUUCAAAAGGUUGUAUUCAGAGGGUAUCAUGCUUCAGAUAAAUUGCAGGUAUUACCUGACAAAUUUGUUUUAUUAAUUUUUUGUUGUUGCUCUUUUUCCCAUAUAACUAUAAGGCAGGAGCUAGAAAAUUGUAUGGUUGUUUGCGUCUCUAAAAAAAAAAAACUAUUUCUUAUUUACUAGUGUUUUUGUGUAAAGAUCCUGCUAUUUUUAAGAUUUCGUAAUAAUAUAUAACAAAAAAUUAAAUGUUUCUUUUAAAUGAGGUUAAAAUCUUUUUAAAAUUUAUUACCAAGAAAUACCUUAUAAACAGGAAAUGCAGAACAGUGCUAUCGAGUCCCGCACUCAGCUUAGGUUACAGAGAGAAAUUGAGGAACAGGAGCAAAAGCUGGCAAACUUUAAACUAAAUAAGCUUCAGGAGAGAAGCUCAAUUCGUAAGUUUUUAGAGAUGGAGAUCUCAUUGAACCACUUCAAGUGAAUGUAUAUAACUUAAAAUUUUAACUUGUGCAAGCAUAUUCAACUAUUUAACCAACUUACUUUUGUUGGGUCAUGUAUGUAUUAAAACUAUAUAUAUAUAUAGAUAUAUUAAAAAAAACAGGGUGGAUGAGUAGUGAUUAGGAAAAUUAAACUUUUGGGGAAUAAUUUUAGCCUCAUAAUCCAGAUCCAGGGAUGCAGAUGCAAAAGAACACAGAACCAGUAAUCAGUGUUUGAUUAGAGGUCGAGAGCCCGUUAUCUUUUUUUCUUUUACAUUUUAGCAGAUUUUCUUUUCGGGUGUUUAUUUUUUGAUGUUCUUGGUGGGGUUGGGGGGGGGGGGGUAUUUUUAGAUGUGUUCCGGAUCAGUUAAAUUUGUUUUGUUAGAACCAGUAAUCAGUGUUUGAUUAGAGGUCGAGAGCCCGUUAUCUUUUUUUCUUUUACAUUUUAGCAGAUUUUCUUUUCGGGUGUUUAUUUUUUGAUGUUCUUGGUGGGGUUGGGGGGGGGGGGUAUUUUUAGAUGUGUUCCAGAUCAGUCAUAUUUGUUUUGUUUAUAUGAUUACAUUUAGGUUGUGUGUAUCAGUAACAUUUUAUUUUUCCAAUCAUACAUCAGAGCAAAUAAUGGAAGUUAAGAGACAAGCUCAUGGGCAGAAAAUUGCAGCGCUGACACAGAAACAUAAACUGGAAAUGGAAGAAAUGAUGCACAGCCAGAAGUUAUCCUUGGCUGCCAUGGAAACCAAAAUGAAACUGGGUAAGUCUUUCUGAGUUCUUGAAAAUAAAUGUAAGAAACUGAAAUAAAUCCCCAUUUAUCUUUUAAAACACACUGGUAAAACAUAACAUCUGGUUACCUUUGUUGGCUCAGAAAUCAAUCAUUUUAUUUACAAAUAGUUGUGAAUUUUAACCUAAGGAAAUUGCUGAAUAUAAUGUUUGGUGGCUGCCAGUCAUAUAUCUGGACUUUGCCUAUCAAUUGCAGUAAUGGAACACCUUUUACUUAGAAUUUAUUCAGAGAAGCAUUAUACAAAUGUCUAUAAAUAGUACAUAUUAAAUUACCAUGUAUGGAUUUUUUAAAAAUUCCUGGUAUAAGCGAUCUUACACUCAUAGUUUAGACAUUACUUGACAUGCAUUUCUCAUAAAUUAUUUUAGCUUUAAUGAUUCCUUCUUAUCUUUUUUCAAAAAUUUAGUAGCAUUAAAACUAAAACACAUACUUGUACUAACAGAGCAAAGAAAAGCAGAAGAUGCUCAGAAGAUUAAACAUUUGGCAAGCCUUGCUGGAGUCAACGUAGAUGUGAAUAGGUACUUAACUCUUCAGUGUGACUCACCAGCCAGGGAAGAGAUUAGAGUAGCUGCCCCUAAACAGGAGUCCUUGAAGGCCUGGUAAGCUUCAAACUGAGGUUGGGCAGCUCAGUGAUUCUGAACAAACGGAAUGAGGAUGAACAACAGAUUCUUGGGAAGACUUAAACUUUCAGCCAAAGAAAAAAGGGAAAGACCGACCCUUAAGACGAUAUGUGUAAAGUCUCAUGGGGACACUGAAUAAGCUGGAGAUGUUUCACAGACCAAAAUUAACUCUGAACUGAUAGUUUUAUUUUGUCAAUACAAGUACAAGCCAGGUACACUUGAGUGCUCUAAACUUCUGGAACAUAUGUUGUUUUUCUUUGUAUGUGUGGGGGGGAUCUUUUUAAAAAAAUAAAAUUGCAAUCUUUAAGUUAUUGAAUCAUCAUUAUCUCUGAGUUGGCUCAAAUCUCUGCAUUUCUUAGGUACAGAAAAGGUUAUAUAGUGGUGCAUAAUGUUUAUCUUUACUUUAAAUUUAAGUCACCAUCUUAAUCAUUUUCUAUAAAAAAUCAUUUGGUCUCCCUCCCCUCCCAUCUUCCUUAAACCUAAUUUUUUUUAAAUUACCCUUUUCUAUGCACUACAUCAAAUUAAAACUACACUGACAUUUUUAUAGUAAUUUAAGCUAUUGCAUAUUUUGAUACAGUCAUGGUGCCUAUCAUUCCUGAGUUACCUAGCGUACACAUGGGAAUAUGGAACUCAUGCUUGAAACUUGUUUUUACUUAAUAAAUAUGAUUUUUUAAAACUGUAUGUAUAUCAAGCUAUAUCUUUCUUAGCAUGAAUUUACAUUGGCCACCAUUUUUUAAAUCUUUUAUUAAUGGUGUAUUGGCCAAAGGAAUGCUUAAAGAUUUGUAUUGCAUACUUCACAUUCCUGCAUUUAUUUUAUCUCAUAACCAUUUUUAAAAAAAACAAAAAACAAAGGAUUCUGCUGGCAGAAUUCUCAAAGGUCUGAAAUAAGUGUAUAUUUAUAUAUUCCUCAAUUUACUUGAUAUUAAGUAUGAAUUAAAGUGUUAAAAACACCAAAGUCAUUGGAGGAAUCUACUAACACUGCUUAGAUGAUUGGUGACUCACAAAUUCUUGCAUUGCACAUACAAUCUUGUCAAGAUUCCUUCCACAACUUUUGUACACAAAAUAUUAAGUCAGAAUAACCCCAGUAACAUGACACCUAAAUCACUGGAUGCAUUUUAUCAAUAUACCAGACCUUUUUACUCUUACGAUUUUGAGGUGCAUACAUUAUAUAUACUGCUUGUUUUUUUUUCUAUGAAGAUAAUGUAUUGAAUGAUGAUAUUGUACGAUUUUAAGAGUUUGAGGGUAAACAGGUCUGAUAUACAUCCAUUGUUGUAUACUGGUAUAUUUGUAAUUAAGUGCAUGGACAUAACUAUAGAUAAAUUUCUUAUUAUAUUGUAUUACAAUAUAAUAAGAAAUUUAUCUAUAGUUAUGUCCAUGCUAUAAAUAUAAUAUUUCUUCUGUAGAGCAAAAUGUUAAUAAAACUUUGAAAAGUAGAAAUUUUUUUAUUUUUCAAACCUUUCUCUUGAUG
Lymnaea stagnalis (great pond snail) is the source of this 8741-nucleotide messenger RNA. The record is from the annotation of a GenBank genome assembly. NCBI's taxonomy places the organism in Eukaryota, Metazoa, Mollusca, Gastropoda, Lymnaeidae.